CAUAUCUGUCCGCAUACCCGCACAUGCGCAAAACACAGGAAACGCGGGCGAACAAAGAAGAAGCGUGGUAGCUAGCUAGGAUUUAAAGGGAACGGAGUGUUGCCUUUAAAAUGAUUGUGUAGCCUAUACCUAGCUGCUAGCUAAUAAAAGCGAACCUCGUUUGUAACAUUUAGGGUCAUUAGCCUCCUCCCCCACUUUAAAACAAGGUAAAUAACAUAUUUGAGCGAAACUAUGAGCCCAUUUUUAACCUUACCACAUUUGGUUAAAGCUAGCUAAAAGCUAACGUUAGCUAGCUAGCAACCAGUUAGCCAAUAACUGCAAUCAUGUACACGUAGCGAGUUUUAGCGAGUUGUCAUAUUUCUAGCUAGCAACGGUUAGCUAUUAUUGUGAAACUUUCAUUAGUUUUGGGAGUAAUACGCUACUUCAUACAUACUCUUUGGCGUUGUCUGGACAGCAUCUACAUUUCCAUAAACGAACUAGUUUUUAUGGGUUUGUUAUUAGCUAGCUAGCUGUGCUAUCUAACUGUUAGUUAGCUGGCUAAUCGACAAAUGCAAGGGGGGAGGGUAAUUUGUAAGCACCAUCUAGCUAGCAAAUUACUUAACUAGCUAUCUAAAUUCCAGGCAGAUAGUUGGCUAUUAUCAGUACUGCAAUGCAUCGUUGUGAAUAACCUUAAACCUUUUGACAUUUUAGAUCUCACCAAACCAUACUGGAUGCUGAGAUUCUUAAUUUCAUUGUCACUUAAGACUGUCUACAAUAGACAUUUUGGGAAACUGUGCAGGUGUCAACCCACCUGGAAACUGUUUGGCGCUUAUCCCUUAUCUGCAAACUUCCAAAUUCUACCCCAUUGUAGGGGCAUCCUCCCCUAUCCCUUGGACUUCUAUCAGUGCACCCAGCCCCCUCGGAAUCGCAGUCUUUCAAUAGAUUCUAAUUUCAAGGUUUGCUGGCGUCACUAUUGUACUAAACAGACAGACAUGGCUGAACAGAGAUACUGUGUGGAGUAUGCCAAACGUGGCACUGCGGGAUGUAAGAAGUGUAAGGACAAAAUCAUGAAGGGCUUGACCCGCAUCGGGAAGAUUGUGCCUAACCCGUUCAGUGAGUCCGCUGGGGAGAUGAAGGAGUGGUACCAUGUGAAGUGUAUCUUUGAGAAGAUGGAGCGGGCCCGGGCCACCACUAAGAAGAUCGAGGACAUCACAGACCUGGAGGGCUGGGAGGAGCUGCAGGAUGAGGACAAGGAGCUCAUCAACAAACUUGUUGGAGGUACAAUGUUUCAUACUGGCCCUGUGUAGCUCAGUUGGUAGAGCAUGGCGUUUGCAACGCCAGGGUUGUGGGUUCGAUUCCCACGGGGGGCCAGUAUGAAAAUGUAUGCUCUCACUAACUGUAAGUCGCUCUGGAUAAGAGCGUCUGCUAAAUGACUAAAAUUUUAAAUGUAAAAAAAAGAUAUUCUCCCGUCAAUUUAGCCGGAUUAAGUUCCACAUGCAGAAGUGAAAUGAGUUUUGUAAUGCAUAUACUGACAGACAUAUUUCCUCAUAGGCUGCAUGUCAUGGCAUUCACAUUGGUGUUGUUCACCAUGGAAGAAGAAUGUUAACCUCUUUUCACUUUUCUUGUUUCUUGUCAUGUUAAUUGAGAUGCCACUUAACAACUCUCAUUCAUUCACUUAUAUAGACUUGAUGGCCAAAGCUAACGCGAGCCCAAAGAAGAAGGUGCAAGCCAAGCUGAACAACAGUGGUCAGCUAUCAGCUCCGCCUGCUGACCCUCCUCUGAAUGCACCACGGAAGUUCUCUGGCUUCACAGGUGAGAGGGCAUUCCAGUGGCUGGAUCAACCAGUGUGCACAUCUGAAAACUAGUUAGCCUAGUCCUGCUACAAAAGUGCAAAUGUUUGUGUUUUCAGUUUCAAAACUAUUUUCCUCUGUCCAUUCCACCAAAACAUAACCCUGCUGUAUUAUCUCGUCUUUAUUUUUUCAAUCAUAUUGUCCUUUGUCCAAUCAGCUACUAAGGCUGGGAGCUCAAGCAGCCCAGGCCCAUCCCCAGCCAAACCCAACCAGGGCAGUCCUCUGUCCGCCCAGCUCUGUGACCCCAAACACAAGGAUAGCCUGCUCCGGGAGUUCCGCAAGCUGUGUGCCAUGGUGGCAGACAAGAAUAGCUACAACGUCAAGACGCAGAUCAUCCACGACUUCCUGAAGAAAGGCUCUGGGGGAGGUGUGUGUGCGUGCGUGCGUAGCUUAAUUUAUGAUGUUGUAAAUUGUACUCUGCAGUAUUGUACUGCAUUGAAUGUUGUCCUCAAAAAGGUAGUUUUUUUAAAGUAGGCAAGUAGUAUUACUGAAAUACCUAAUUUUCUUUUUCUCUUCUCCCUACCAGAUAAAUUCAAGGGAGAUGUGUACCUGACGGUGAAGCUGCUUCUCCCAGGGGUGGUGAAGAGUGUGUACAACCUCAACGACAAACAGAUAGUCAAGCUCUUCAGCCGCAUCUUCAACUGCAACCAGGAGGAGAUGGUGCGAGAUCUGGAACAGGUCAGUGUUGAGUCCAAAACAUGACAGUCAGUGCUUCUGACAAGUUGUUCAUGUUUAUUGUCAUAUAAGAGGAAAUCUUUGCACAACUCACACAUUGCAUACACAAAACACAGCUGGGAACAAACAACAGUACAUAGUCAGACAUAAAUGGUAUGUUAUAGAGUAGGAUCUAUCACAACAUACAGCCCAUGUGGCCCCAGAACCGAGGGUUUCAGGACUGGCGUGUAUUGAGUAUAUUUUUAUUCUGGGCGUACAGGGGGAUGUGUCGGAGACAGUGAGGAUGUUUUUUGAAGAAAGCAAGUCUUUCCCGCCGGCCGCUAAGAGUCUGCUCACGAUUCAGGAAGUGGAUGCGUCCCUUACCCGUCUGGCCCAGUUAACCAAGGAGGAUGACCAGCAGAAAGAGCUAGAGGACAUAUCCAAAAAGUAAUAAUUUUCUUCUAUUAGCAGAUCUAUACUGUACUUAAUGAUUUGACAUCUCACAAUUCCUAGUAUAUCCGUGUCUGUCCACAAUUCCUUCUACUGCACAUAAGAUAUUAUGCAUCAAAAGACUAAGGGACAGAGUCAACUUCCGAAUAUACUCACACAAGUCAACCCUGUCUUUGUUGCAGAUGCACUGGCAAUGACCUGAAAUGUAUCAUCAGACUCAUCAAGCAUGAUCUGAAGAUGAACUCUGGAGCUAAGCAUGUGUAAGUGACAGAUUUACUCCUAACCUGACAUGACAACAAUACAACUCUGUGCUGCAACUUAUAAACCUAUAUACUAGAGCUUUUAAAGCAUACAAUAACUUUCAAACUUAUUGCAGUAUAUUUGAACCCUCUUCUCAGUCAAAUGUAUCUUAUGAACAGCUUGGAUGCAGUGGACCCGAAUGCCUACGAUGCUUUCAAGGCCUCCCGUAACCUAGGGGACGUGAUAGAGCGUGUGCUGAAGAACCAGCAGGACGUCACCAACGGCUCAGGCCCCAGGAAGCUCCUCACUAUUGAAGCCUCCCUCAUGACCCCAGUGCAGCCUAUGCUGGUGAGCUCACACACAUGCUCUCACACACACAGAUGCACACAUACACUCAGCAGACGUGCUCACACUCACCCUCCGCAUACUCGCCCUGUACACAUGAAGUUGACACGCAUACACACACAAACUCACUCUCACAGACACACACUGUCAGUACACACACCUGGUACUGAAUGCGCUAAUUUAAUGGUUCAGCUGGUUGAGAAAGUGAUUCUGUGAUUAGAAAAACACUGAGCGUAAUCCCACAAGGGCAAUUGACUGCAACUGAGAGAUCUCAAUGAUAAAGCAUGAAUUCUGAAUGUUAUUUUUUUUUGGGGGGGGGGGUUGAUCUUAUUGCAAGCCAUGCAGUACUACGCAAGUCACUUCAGACACAACGCAUACACACAGCAGAAAUAUGAAUGGAAUUGAAAUGUAUCCUCACAGUAAAAUUGUAUAAGCUCUUUCACGUUUGAAGCAUGCUGCAUCCAGCAUACCAUGUACAGAACACUAAAUACGACCCACUAAAGUAAUACUGUAUGGGUUGGAAAGUGCUCUAAUAUGUUUUGCCCCAAUGUGAGUGGCUUAUCAUCCCUCAACUAAAUGUUAACAAAGGUCUGCUUCAGUGUAUUAGGUUCCUCUUAUACACUGAAGCAGACCUAGGUAAGACCAGGGUCAGACCUAUUUCCCAACCAGGGGCCAUAUGUACAGUGCAUUCGGAAAGUAUUGAAACCCCUUCACUUUUUCCACAUUGUUACGUUACAGCCUUGUUCUAAAAUGGAUUCAAUAUUUUUUCCCCCUCAUCAAUCUACACAAAAUACCCCAUAAUGACAAAGUGAAAACAGGUUUAAAUACCUUAUUUACAUAAGUAUUCAGACCCUUUGCUAUGAGACUCAAAAUUGAGCUCAGGUGCAUCCUGUUUCCAUUGAUCAUCCUUCAUGUUUCUACAACUUGAUUGGAGUCCAACUGUGGUAAAUUCAAUUGAUUGGACAUAAUUUGGAAAGGCACACACCUGUCUAUAUAAGGUCCCACAGUUGACAGUGCAUGUCAGAGCAAAAACCAAGCCAUGAGGUUGAAGGAAUUGUCCGUAGAGCUCCGAGACAGGAUUGUGUCGAGGCACAGAUCUGGGGAAGGGUACCAAACAUUUCUGCAGCAUUGAAGAUCCCCAAGAACAGUGGCCUCCAUCAUUCUUAAAUGAAAGAAGUUUGGAACCCCCAAGACUCUUUCUAGAGCUGGCCGCACGGCCAAACUGAGCAAUCGGGGGAGAAGGGCCUUGUUCAGGGAGGGUACCAAGAAUCCGAUGGUCACUCUGACAGAGCUCCAGAGUUCCUCUGUGGAGAUGGGAGAACCUUCCAGAAGGACAAACAUCUCUGCAGCACUCCACCAAUCAGGCCUUUAUGGAAGAGUGGCCAGACGGAAGCCACUCCUUAGUGAAAGGCACAUGACAGCCCGCUUGGAGUUUGCCAAAAGGCACCUAAAGGACUCUGACCAUGAGAAACAAGAUUCUCUGGUCUGAUGAAAUGAAGAUUGAACUCUUUGGCCUAAAAGCCAAGUGUCACGUCUGGAGGAAACCAGGCACCGCUAAUCACAUGGCCAAUACCAUCCCUAUGGUGAAGCAUGGUGGUGGCAGCAUCAUGCUGUGGGGAUGUUUCUCAGCGGCAGGGACUUGGAAAUUAGUCAGGAUCGAGGGAAAGAUUAACGGCGCAAAGUACAGAGAGAUCCUUGAUGAAAACCUGCUCCAGAGCGAAGGUUCACCUUCCAACAGGACAAUGACCCUAAGCACACAGCCAAGACAAUGCAGGAGUGGCUUCAGGACAAGUCUCUGAAUGUCCUUGAGUAGCCCAGCCAGAGCCCGGACUUGAACCCGAUCUAACAUCUUUGGUGAGACCUGAAAAUAGCUGUGCAGCAACGCUCCCCAUCCAACCUGACAGAGCUUGAGAGGAUCUACAGAGAAGAAUGGGAGAAACUCCUCAAGUACAGCUGUGCCAAGCUUGUAUCGUCAUACCCAAGAAGACUCAAUGCUGUAAUCACUGCCAAAGGUGCUUCAACAAAGUACUGAGUAAAGGGUCUGAAUACUUAUGUAAAUGUGAUAUUUAGUUGUUGUUUUUUACACAUUUGCUAAAAUUUCUGAACUUGUUUUUGAUUUGUCAUUAUGGGGUAUUGUGUGUAGAUUGAUAAGGAAAGAAAACGAUUUAAUCCAUUUUAGAAUAAGGCUGUAACGUAACAAAAUGUGGAAAAAGUGAAGGGGUCUGAAUACUUUCCGAAUGCACUUUACAGUAUAUGUCAAGUGUCUCAGAGUAGAAGUGUUUAUCUUGGAUCAGGUCCCCCUGUCCAUGUAAUCUUAUUAUUUGUGAUCUAAAAGGCGAAACUGAUCAGCACUUCCACUCGGAGACGCUUGAUACAUACAGCCCCAGGUUUCCAAUGCAGGGUCUGCAAAGCUGGGAAGACGCGAAUACACUGAAGGCAGAUCCAACUAAAAUGAUAGGGUUCCCUAGUCCAAUGUAUGGGGCUAAUACAAGUCAUUUGUUCUCCCUCCCAGGCCGAGGCAUGUAAGUCCAUUGAGUACGCCAUGAAGAAGUGUCCCAACGGCAUGUACUCUGAAAUCAAGUACGACGGUGAGCGUGUGCAGGUCCACAAGAAUGGAGACCACUUCAGCUACUUCAGCCGCAGCCUCAAACCUGUGUUGCCGCACAAGGUCAGACCACACACACACACUCUAAGUGAGAGAAGCUGCAUUGUUCAAUUCCACCAGAACUCUUUACCGAUUCUGGAUUAGCAAAUCGGAAAGUGUCAAACAAAUCCUCUAUUUGAUUACGGUUUUGAGGACUGGGCAGCAUAGACCAUUUGUUUUUCAAGGCCAUCACUUUCACUGAUUCCCUAGACUGAUCCCUAGCCUUAAAUGUGUUUUUUGAUCCAAAUAAGUAUUUAUCUUCUUUUUUAAGGCAUUUUCCCCUCUGAUGUCCCUUGGUGUUUUGAUGCCUUUCCAUAUCGAACACAAAGCCUCUCUGUGUUCCAGGUGGCCCAUUUUAAAGAGUUCAUCCCUCAGGCCUUCGUCGGUGGCAACAGCAUGAUCCUGGAUGCCGAGGUGCUCCUCAUCGACACCAACACCAGCAAGCCACUGCCCUUCGGGACGCUGGGGGUGCACAAGGUGAGCAUGCCUGCCCAACUUAUCGUUCCACUGACCUCUCUGUGGAGUGUACGCUUGUUUGGGUUUGCGGGGCUGUCUGUGUGUGUGUGUUUGAUAGUAGGGGGGCUGUUUGUGUGUGUGGGGUGGAUGGGGGCUGGUGUGUGUGUGAUACAGAGCAAGUAUGAAAAAUAAAAAAAUAAUGUAUGCACUCACUAACUGUAAGUCGCUCUGGAUAAGAGCGUCUACUAAAUGACUAAAAUGUAAUGUAAGUGUGUGUGUCAGGAUAAAUUGUUUUUCUCUCCUUCUUUAGAAAGCAGCCUUCGAAGACGCCAAAGUGUGCUUGUUUGUGUUCGACUGCAUCUAUUUCAACGGCUUGAGCCUGAUGGAGAAGUACGUUUGUCUGUAGUCACUUCUCUCUUUAGAUUUACAACACUGAGGUCUGUAUUGAAUUCACUCUGAGCUUACAUUCACUCAUCCUUGAGUUGGCUGAAAUAUUUGUUGGAUUUUUUAAACAACUGCAUGGACAGUUUACUUGUGUCCACUCAACUCCUACCCCUCCCUAUUGUAGAAACGUUUGUCUGUUGUGAAUAUCAUAUUCAUUGUCUGUCUGCAUUAAUUUCUGUUGUCUAAUGCGGUCUGUUUUUUUCAACAUUCAAACCUGUCUCAAUGUUAUUGGAUGGAAAUGAAGGUUUCCAUCGUCUGUGUGUUUUGGCCACAGCCUGGGUCAUGUUCAUUGGGUCUCACCAUAGCAAAACAUUUUGCAAUGGAAAAUGAGCAACUCUUAUUGGACAAGUUUAGAUGUUACCUCCCUCUUUCACUCGAUUUUUGGAGCACUUUCUUCCAUUCUUCCAUUGUGUGUCUAUUUGAACACAACCGUGCUCUGUUUGUGUUCGACUGCAUCUAUUUCAACGGCUUGAGCCUGAUGGAGAAGUACGUUUGUCUGUAGUCACUUCUCUCUUUAGAUUUACAACACUGAGGUCUGUAUUGAAUUCACUCUGAGCUUACAUUCACUCAUCCUUGAGUUGGCUGAAAUAUUUGUUGGAUUUUUUAAACAACUGCAUGGACAGUUUACUUGUGUCCACUCAACUCCUACCCCUCCCUAUUGUAGAAACGUUUGUCUGUUGUGAAUAUCAUAUUCAUUGUCUGUCUGCAUUAAUUUCUGUUGUCUAAUGCGGUCUGUUUUUUUCAACAUUCAAACCUGUCUCAAUGUUAUUGGAUGGAAAUGAAGGUUUCCAUCGUCUGUGUGUUUUGGCCACAGCCUGGGUCAUGUUCAUUGGGUCUCACCAUAGCAAAACAUUUUGCAAUGGAAAAUGAGCAACUCUUAUUGGACAAGUUUAGAUGUUACCUCCCUCUUUCACUCGAUUUUUGGAGCACUUUCUUCCAUUGUGUGUCUAUUUGAACACAACCGUGCUCUCUUCUCCACAGGCCCCUGUACGAACGAAGGAAGUUCCUCCAUGACAACAUGGUGGAGGUCCCCAACAGGAUCCUGUUCUCCGAGAUGAAGCACGUCACUGUAUGUAGACCCACGUCAUGUCUGAAACUUCUCUCCUUUAGGGCUGUCCCCGACCCCACAUUUUUUUUGAUUGACUGAGAGUCGCCUGUUCUUUCAACCAAUAGAUUGGUCUACAUUUUUAAACGUAUGUUUUUCCCUAUAUAGACACACGCUAUGUGUUUUUAAUAAAAUCAACUAUAUGUAGGCUACUGAGCUUGUCUGAUGCUUUAAGCACACUGUGAUUUAAAUAAUGAAUACACACAAAUUACUAGAGGGAGCCAAGAUCAAGACGGCCUAACCAGAAGGAGAAAAAAAAACUGUUUCAUGCCAAAUAGUUAUCGAAAGAGGGCUGGAAUUAUUUUUCAAAUAGGCUACAUUGAGGAACUAUUGUUAUUCUCAAUGGAUGUAAAAAUAGACUUUGUUUACUUGGUGUUUGAGGCGAAUAAAUAAUUACUUUGAGAAGCUCCACAGUGGUGGUGAGUUAACACAAUCAGAAAUACUAUCAGAUCCCCAAAUGGGCACAUUUAUAGGCCUACAUUUGUGCGCAGGCCAGGUAGCCUAGGCCUACUUCUAUGCGUAAUCAGGUGCGCGUCCCUACUCAACAUUGACAAGACAAUGAAUAAAUUGACAGCUCUUAAAUGGAAUGAAUUAAACCAAAACUGUAGUCUAGGUCUUUCUAACUUAUAAUCAACCAAGCCAAUGGAUUCCCCCAUGUAGCAGAGUGAAACUGCAACGGAGUACUAAAACAAGUGUUUAUUGGGCAAGUUCACAUAGUACCUCCGUUUCAAUCUGUUUCAUAACGUUUUGUGCCUACUGAACAUGACCCUGAUGUGCUGGUUGUUUGCGUUUACGGUCUCACAGAGGGCGGCUGACUUGGCCGAGAUGAUCACACGGGUCAUCAGAGAGGGACUGGAGGGGCUGGUCCUCAAAGACCUCAAGGUGAGACAUAAAUAACUCCUAACCCGGCCCAGAAAUGACCUCUAGCGCCUACCACCUAGGUAGUAACUUUUAAUGUACAUCUGAAAGAAUUGGAUAGAUCUAAGCAAUUACAGCAGUAGCUCCAAUCUUGCCCUUUGAUAGGCUAGGUGUAAUGUUUGCUGUUUUACUUAUUCCUAUCCAAUCCUCUUAAAUCUACCUAAGUGCCGAGGUAGUAGGGCUAGGGGUUGUUUCUGGACUAGGCCCCUGACUCUACUGUACACAUCUUUCCUACUUAGUCUGUUAGGCUGUAAAUCUGGGGGCUUGGGAAUGAGCAAGUGAUGUUAUUAUGAACAAUGUGAAACAAGAAGCCAAGUCUUAGUCUUUUUUUCUACAGCAUUUUUUAUCUGUGGGAAAUGGCAAACAUGUAUUUCUUUCUCCUGAAUAGAGGGUUGACAUAAUGAAAAAACAAACCUAUGUAAAAAAAUAACAAUACAUAAAUGUGAAUUGAUCAUAAUCUGUGUGAAUUCAAAGGGCACCUAUGAGCCAGGGAAGCGCCACUGGCUGAAGGUAAAGAAGGACUACCUGAACGAGGGAGCAAUGGCCGACACCGCAGACCUGGUGGUGCUGGGAGCCUUCUAUGGCAAAGGCUCAAACGGUCAGUACUCCAGGGUCGUAUUCAUGAGUUUACACCGUAGCAAACCGCUUUGCAACAUAAACUGUUUACCUUAGACUCUACAAUGUUAUGCAAACAGUUUCCAUUGUAAAACAUUUUGCUACGUUUAGCACUAAUGAAUACGAUCCAACACUACACUAGACAGUGUUUCCCAACCCUCUCCUAGGACAGCCACCACACAGUCCACAUUUUCGUUCUAGCCCUACACUGACACACCUGACCUGACUGAGCUAAUCAACUUUUUUAAAUGUGGACUGUCUGGCAGUCCCCCCAAGAGUGGGUUGGGAGUGGGUUGCCCUAGAAGAAUUAGUAGGAUCAACCAUGAUUCUCUGCUAAUAUAUACUGAAUAAAAAUAUAAACGCAACAUGCAACAAUUUCAAAGAUUUUACUGAAUUACAGUUCAUAUAAGGAAAUCAGUCAAUUGAAAUAAAUCUAUUAGGCCCUAAUCUAUGGAUUUCACAUGACAGGGCAGGGAUGCAGCCAUGGGUGGGCUUGGAACGGCAUAGGCCCACCCACUUGGCAGCCAUGCCCACCCACUGGGGAACCAGGCCCAGCCAAUCAGAAUCAGUUUUCCCCCACAAAAGGGCUUUAUUACAGACAUAAAUACUCCUCAGCACCCCCCCCCCCCCCCCUUAUGGUAGAGAAAUUAACAUUCAUUCAAUUCUCUGGCAACAGCUCUGGUGGACAUUCCUGCAGUCAGCAUGCAAAUUGCACACUCCCUCAACUUGAGACAUCUGUGUUGUGACAAAACUAAAUUACAUAUAUUUUAAAGUGGCCUUUUAUUGUCCCCAUCACAAGGUGCACCUGUUUAAUGAUCAUGCUGUUUAAUCAGCAUCUUGAUAUGCCACACCUGUCAGGUGGAUGGAUUAUCUUGGCAAAGGAGAAAUGCUGACCAAUAGGCAUAAACAAAUUUGUGCACAACAUUUUAGAGAAUGAAGCUUUUUGUGCUUAUGUAAAAUUUCUGGGAUUGUUUUAUUUCAGCUCAUGAAACAUGGGACCAACACUUUACAUGUUGCAUUUAUAUUUUUGUUCAGUGUAUUUGUCAAACAUCUGCUCCAAUAUUUUCUCUAACAUUCGUUUCACUUAUGGCAACUCAUGGCUUUGUAUAGUCUAUGGGUACGUUACAUCCCAAAUGGCACAUUUACCCUUUCCCUUUUACCUAUCUAGUGCACUACUUUUGACCAGGGCGCAUAGGGCUCUGGUCAAAAGUAGUGCACUAUAUAGGGAAAAGUGUGCCAUUUGGGAUGUAGUCUACAGUCGUGGUCAAAAGUUUUGAGAAUGACACAAGUAUUGGUCUUCAAAAAGUUUGCUGCUUCAGUGUUUUUAGAUAUUUUUGUCAGAUGUUACUAUGGUAUACUGAAGUAUAAUUACAAGCAUUCCAUAAGUGUCAAAGGCUUUUAUUGACAAUUACAUUAAGUUUAUGCAAAGAGUCAAUAUUUGCAGUGUUGACCCUUCUUUUUCAAGACCUAUGCAAUCCGCCCUGGCAUGCUGUCAAUUAACUUCUGGGCCACAUCCUGACUGAUGGCAGCCCAUUCUUGCAUAAUCAAUGCUUGGAGUUUGUCAGAAUUUGUGGGUGUUAGUUUGUCCACCCGCCUCUUGAGGAUUGACCACACGUUCUCAAUGGGAUUAAGGUCUGGGGAGUUUCCUGGCCAUGGACCCAAGAUCUCGAUGUUUUGUUCCCUGAGCCACUUAGUUAUCACUUUUGGUGAGCCUUAUGGCAAGGUGCUCCAUCAUGCUGGAAAAGGCAUUGUUCGUCACCAAACUGUUCUUGGAUGGUUGGGAGAAGUUGCUCUCGGAGGAUGCGUUGGUACCAUUCUUUAUUCAUGGCUGUGUUCUUAGGCAAAAUUGUGAGUGAGCCCACUCCCUUGGCUGAGAAGCAACCCCACACAUGAAGGGUCACAGGAUGCUUUACUGUUGGCAUGACACAGGACUGAUGGUAGCAUUCGCCUUGUCUUCUCCGGACAAGCUUUUUUCCGGAUGCCCCAAACAAUCGGAAAGGGGAUUCAUCAGAGAAAAUGACUUUACCCCAGUCCUCAGCAGUCCAAUCCCUGUACCUUUUGCAGAAUAUCAGUCUGUCCCUGAUGUUUUUCCUGGAGAGAAGUGGCUUCCUCGCUGACCUUCUUGACACAAGGCCAUCCUCCAAAAGUAUUCGCCUCACUGUGCGUUCAGAUUCACUCACACCUGCCUGCUGCCAUUCCUGAGCAAGUUCUGCACUGGUGGUGCCCCGAUCCCGCAGCUGAAUCAACUUUAGGAGACGGUCCUGGCGCUUGCUGGACUUUCUUGGGCGCCCCGAAGCCGCCUUCACAACAAUUGAACCUCUCUCCUUGAAGUUCUUGAUGAUCCGAUAAAUGGUUGAUUUAGGUGCAAUCUUACUAGCGGCAAUAUCCUUGCCUGUGAAGCCCUUUUUGUGCAAAGCAAUGAUGACAGCACGUGUUUCCUUGCAGGUAACCAUGGUUAAGAGAAAGAACAAUGAUUUAAAGCACCACCCUCCAUUUAAAGCUUCCAGUCUGUUAUUCUAAGUCAAUCAGCAUGACCGAGUGAUCUUCAAAACAUUCUGGAGUAUAUGCAAAUUGCCAUCAUAAAAACUGAGGCAGCAGACUUUGUGAAAGUUAAUAUUUGUGUCAUUCUCAAAACUUUUGACCACGACUGUAUAUAUCCAGCAUCUACAGGAUCUGACCAUUUUGGGCUGUGGGGAUAGAAAAAGACCUCACUUGAAGUCAGAAUGUCUUUUUAUAAUGUUGUAUGUCUCUACCAGGCGGGAUAAUGUCCAGUUUCUUAAUGGGCUGCUAUGACCCUCACUCUAAGAAGUGGUGCACCGUGACCAAGUGCUCCGGAGGCUACGAUGACGCCAUGUUGACCCGACUCCAGAAGGAGCUGGACGUGAUCAAAAUCAGCAAGGUGACCCAAGCAGCUUGGGGGGGGGGGGGGACCGCCCAACAGUGCAUUCUUGAGUGGCCCGUUUGUGAAAUAGGGUUUUCUGAAUUCCAACCCCUAGCCCCUACGCCUAGGCACCCCUGAAUAGGCGUAAGCAGGAUGGCGAAAAUUCCACCCAGCCUAUCAGAAGGCAAGUUGGAGCAAUUUCCAUGCUGUUUAAACCUAUUCACUCCUUUCAGAUCUACAGGAGUGCCUAGGGGCUAGGAGGGUAUUUGGAAUUCAACAAGUGUGAGGACUGUUCUUUAAUAUAUGUAUGUGUGGAUCUCAUUUCUGUCUCCAGGAACCCAGCAAAAUCCCUGGCUGGUUGAAAAUCAUCAAGAACUAUUACCCUGAUUUUAUUAUCCGUGAUCCCGAGGUGAGAUUUAACAUAGUUUAAUACAUUUGAAUCUCCUAUUGGGUUCUGUUCAAGGACAAAAUGGUGAAUCUCCAGACUUCUUUAGGCUUUUCAAUGAAGUUAGGCUACCCAUAGUGGGGCGGCAGGUAGCCGAAAGGUUGCUGGUUCGAAUCCCCAAACUGACUAGGUGAAAAAUCUGUCGAUGUGCUCUUGAGCAAGGCACUUCACCCUAAUUGCUCCUGUAAAUCGCUCUGGAUAAGAGCGUCUGCAAAUUGCCUCAAAUGUAAAUGUGAUUUAGAUGUGGCUUUGAGUCAUUAUACAAGGAAGCUAUAAAGUCUGUUUUCUUAAGAUGUAUAUCACUGACUUAUUUAUACUGUAAUCGUCAGCAUUUCUUUAAUUGCACAGAAAUGUAAUUGCUAUUCAUCGCAAGGCUGAUCUGUACUUUAUCAACUUCCAUACAUGGCAGGAACAGAUCUAUACGUUAUCAAGAUUAGCCAAUCUGUGCAGUACAUAUAGCUCAAGCCAGCCCUUGUGAACAAGAUUUGAUACUGAUAGGAAGUAGUUGUGUGUGUAUAUAUAGACCACCCUCCCCCAACUUUUAACCAGAGUCGUGCACUAUACACAGUGCAUUGACUUUUCACACAUUUUAAGUUACAGCCUUAUUUUAAAAUUGAUUAAAUAGUUUGUUCCCCCUCAAUCUACACACAAUACCACAUAAUGACAAAGCAAAAACAGGUUUUUAUAAAUUUUUGCAAAUUUAUACAAACUAAAACUCACAUUUACAUAAGUAUUCAGACCCUUUACUCUGUACUUUGUUGAAGCACCUUUGGCAGCGAUUACAGCCUCGAGUCUUAUUGGGUAUGACGCUACAAGCUUGGCACACCUUUAUUUGGGGAGUUUCUUCCAUUUUUCUCUGCAGAUCCACUCAAGCUCUGUCAGGUUGGAUGGGGAGUGUCGCUGCACAGCUAUUUUCAGGUCUCUCCAGAGAUGUUCGAUCAGGUUCAAGUCCAGGCUCAGGCUGGGCCACUCAAGGACAUUCAGAGACUUGUCCCGAAGCCACCGCUGCGAUGUCUUGGCUGUGUGCUUAGGGUCAUUGUCCUGUUGGAAGGUGAACCUUCGCCCCAGUCGGAGGUCCUGAGCGCUCUGGAGCAUGUUUUCAUCAAGGAUCUCUGUACUUUGCUCCGUUCAUCUUUCCCUCGAUCCUGACUACAACAUCCGUAGAGUACAACCCUACCUCACAGGAAGUGGCGCAGGUCCUAAUCCAGGCACUUGUCAUCUCCUGUCUGGACUACUGCAACUCUGUUGGCUGGGCUCCCCACUUGCAUCAUCAAACCCCUGCAACUUAUCCAGAACGCUGCAGCCCGCCUGGUAUUCAACCUUCCCAAAUUCUGCCAUGUCACCCCGCUUCUCCGCACACUCUACUAGCUUCCAGUCGAAGCUCGCAUCCACUACAAGACCUUGUACUUUUCUACGGAGCAGCAAGAGGAACUGCCCCUCUCUACCUUCAGGCUAUGCUCAAACCCUACAUCCCAACCCGAGUACUCCGUUCUGCCACCUCUAGUCUCUUGGCCCUCCCACCCCUACGUCAGGGCAGCUCCCGCUCUGCCCAGUCCAAGCUCUUCUCAAUCCUGGCACCGCAAUGGUGGAACCAGCUUCCCCUGAAGCUAGGACAGCAGAGUCUACUUUGAGGAAAGGUGUACUUACUGUGACGUGGUUAUCUUACCUAGCUACCUUAAGAUGAAUGCACUAAAUCAAAGUCUCUGGAUAAGAACGUCUGCUAAAUGACUAAAAUGUAAUUUGGGACUCAGCCUGAAUUCUACAGUCUGUAUCCUUGUAUGUCUCUCUCCCUGAGAUAGAAAGCGCCGGUGUGGGAGAUCACGGGGGCGGAGUUCUCCAAGUCGGAGAUGCACACAGCCGACGGCAUAUCCAUCCGCUUCCCCCGCAUGACGCGUGUCCGUGACGACAAGGACUGGAAGAGCGCCACCAACCUGACGCAGCUCAAAGUAAGGAACACCCUGAGGAUGCAACUAUGUAGGGCUUCUAUUGGGACGUUUUUCAAUCUGUAAUGUAAAACAAUUGAAUAUUUAUUUAUAGGUGCUCUGUGCAACAGACGUAAUGUCCAUGUAGAAGUAAAGGAUUCAAAAAUGUAAUCAACAAUAGAAACAGUACCACUUGGUCACCCGUUGUCGUUUAGUCAAACCGAUAUGAGUACAGUGGAACUUGUACUAUAAUUGUAUAUCGAUAUUCAAAUAGCAACCAAAAUGUGUCUUUUCAUUUGGUUUGCUGCUGAGGAGGUUUUGGUGUGAUAAGGUUUAGUCUUUCGAGCUGAAUAGACGUUUAUACGCAAUAGCUCAAACUCACAUGGAGUAUUUUUGUUAUUACAUCUCUACUAUAUGAUGCAAGACCUUUCCUGUCGUAAACGGUUGUUGUCCAAUUGGUUUGCUGCUGAGGAGGUUUUGGUGUGAUAAGGUUUAGUCUUUCGAGCUGAAUAGACGUUUAUACGCAAUAGCUCAAACUCACAUGGAGUAUUUUUGUUAUUACAUCUCUACUAUAUGAUGCAAGACCUUUCCUGUCGUAAACGGUUGUUGUCCAUUGGUGCACGCCGUACAACUAUUCCUCAGAAAUAUAAUUUGCAUUCCCCCUAGUAACACUUAACUUCACAGCUUUUGUUUUUCUCCCUCCUUCUCAGGAGCUCUUCCGCAUCUCCAAGGAGAGGUGUGACUUUGAGGUGACAGCAGGGCCCUCCAAAGGAGGUGAGGAUGACAAGGGCUCUUCAGGAGGAGACAGCGGGAGCAACUCUCCACCCUCCACCUCCCACAGACCAGUCACACCCAGAAAGACCAGUGAGUACCAUAGGCAUGGGUCUGGUCUCGGGUGAUAAGUGUUGGGUAUGUAGAUUACGCUUUACUCCAAUAAUGCAUACAAACAAUAUGAACAUACAGUACCAGUCAAAAGUUUGGACACACCUACUCAUUCCAGGGUUUUUCUUUAUUUUUACUAUUUUCUACAUUGUAGAAUAAUAGUGAAGACAUCAAAACUAUUAAAUAACACAUAUGGAAUCAUGUAAUAACCCAAAAAGUGUUAAAACAAAUCAAAAAAUAUUUUAUAUUUGAGAUUCUUCAAAGUAGCCACCCUUUGCCUUGAUGACAGCUUUGCACACACUUGCAUUCUCUCAACCAGCUUCAUGAGGUAGUCACCUGGAAUGCAUUUCAAUUAACAGGUGUGCCUUGUUAAAAGUUAAUUUGUGGAAUUUCUUUCCUCCUUAAUGCGUUUGAGCCAAUCAGUUGUGUUGUGACAAGGUAGGGGUGGUAUACAGAAGAUAGCCCUAUUUGGUAAAAGACCAAGUCCAUAUGAUGGCAAGAACAGCUCAACUAAGCAAAGAGAACGACAGUCUAUCAUUACUUUAAGACAUGAAGGUCAGUCAAUCCGGAAAAUUUCAAGAACUUUGAAAGUUUCAAGUGCAGUCGCAAAAACCAUCAAGCGCUAUGAUGAAACUGGCUCUCAUGAGGACCACCACAGGAAAGGAAGACCCAGCGUUACCUCUGCUGCAGAGGAUAAGUUCAUUAGAGUUCACCUCAGAUUGCAGCCCAAAUAAAUGCUUCACAGAGUUCAAGUAACAGACAUCUCAACAUCAACUGUUCAGAGGAGACUGCGUGAAUCAGGCCUUCAUGGUCGAAUUGCUGCAAAGAAACCACUACUAAAGGACACCCAAUAAGAAGAUGAGUCUUGCUUGGGCCAAGAAACACGAGCAAUGGACAUUAGACCGGUGAAAUCUGUCCUUUGGUCUGAGUCCAAAUUUGAGAAUUUUGGUUCCAACUGCCGUGUCUUUGUGAGACGCAUAGUAGGUGAACAGAUCUCUGAAUGUGUGGUUCCCACCGUGAAGCAUGGAGGAGGAGGUGUGAUGGUCCUUUUCUGGUGAAAGUCUGUGAUAUUAUUUAGAAUUCAAGGCACACUUAACCAGCAUGGUUACCACAGCAUUCUACAGCGAUACGCCAUCCCAUCUGGUUUGCGCUUAGUGGGACUCAUUUGUUUUUCCAACAGGACAAUGACCCAAAACACACCUCCAGGCUGUGUAAGGGCUAUUUGACCAAGAAUGAGAAUGAUGGAGUGCUGCAUCUGAUGACCUGGCCUCCACAAUCCCCAGACCUCAACCCAAUUGAGAUGGUUUGGGAUGAGUUGGACCGCGGAGUGAAGUAAAAGCAGCCAACAAGUGCUCAGCAUAUGUGGGAACUCCUUCAAGACUGUUGGAAAAGCAUUCCUUAUGAAGCUGGUUGAGAGAAUGCCAAGAGUGUGCAAAGCUGUCAAGGCAAAGGGUGGCUACUUUGAAGAAUCUAAAAUAUAUUUGGAUUUGUUUAACACAUGAUUCCAUAUGUGUUAUUUCAUAGUUUUGAUGUCUUCACUAUUAUUCUACAAUGUAGAAAAUAGUAAAAAUAAAGAAAAACCCUUGAAUGAGUAGGUGUCCAAACUUUUGACUUUUACUGUAUGUCAAUAAGUAUGUUAAUGUACAGUAUAUACAUGGGUGUGUCUGAAAUGGCAUCAUAUUCCCUAUGGGCCCUGUUCAAAUGUAGUGCACUAUAUAUGGAAAAGGGAGCCAUUUCGGACGCAGACGUAUAUAUUCACAUACUUAUUUACACGUUUGUAUUGUUAGAAUUCAUUAUUGGGGAGUACUGCAUCAUCUGUAUACCCCACUAAUAAAUAAGAAAAAAUAUGGUAUGACAACACUCCUUGGUUUGAGAUUUUCAUCCUUUUUGUUUGACACUUUAGGGAAAUUACACAUGUUUUACAUUUUAAUCAUUUAGCAGACGCUCUUAUCCAGAGCGACUUACAGUUAGUGAGUGCAUACAUUUUUUAUUAAUUUUUUAAUACUGGCCCCCCGCAUGAUAGUAAUAAUGUACUCUUAACAGGUUGGAACCAAAAAUUAUUUUCCAGUCAUUCCAUUCCGAACAGAACCCCAAUGUUCUUCCAUUCCAGUGUUCCGAGCAGCAUAAAAUUCUGAACCGGUUCGAACCCCAAAAAAGUAAUGUUCAUAUAGUUAUUCUACGUUAAUUUAACCCUUGAAAUCAACAUAGUUUUGACAUUUAGCUCAUUAUUUUACCUCACCAAUUAGCACAGAUAUAGCAGCUUGAUAUGGAAUGGGAAAACUAGUUAACAUGUUUAAUUGGUCAGUUAAGUGCAGGCGCGAGAUGCGACUGAAAUUUCACGGGUGGGGUGAGAGAGAGAAGGGUGGACAUGGAGGGGGGUUGGCUUGAAGUGCUGAACAUCAUGAUGUGAAUUGGAAUGUGUUUAGGCUAUUACUAGCAUCAUAACUUCACUGAAUUACAGAAUUAUAUACUAGACAUUAGGAAUAUUUUUGGAACAUAAAGUAACAUUAACCGGUUCUCAAGAUUUGAAAAUAAUUGUUCUGUUCCGGAACAUUAAAGAACUUUCGUUUCCGUUCCUCGUUCCAACCCGACUCUUAAUAAUAUAUUUUGAUUCAACGUGAUGUUUCCAUUACCUUACGGACAGGCAACAGCAAUACCCCCAAAGCCAAGGUAGUGAAGCUGGAGCCUCCCUCCCCUGUUCCAGCAACCAAGAGGAAAAUGCCCUCAGAAGAGCCCAGCGCAAAGAAGGUACCAUACACUCAACCAUAGCAACUGGUGUUAUCCUAUUUGGCAAUAUGUUUUAGGAUGCUGCAUAGGUGAUCCACAAAGUAGCAUCAGUAGACUGUUUCAUUCUUUUUAAUUGGGUCAUUACAUUUCAGUCAUCCAGAUUAGAUUUCAGUCUUGCAUCCCCCGAAAUGUAUCUGGGCUCCAAUGUAUUCCAGGUAAAGACUGAAACUGUCCAUCACAGUAAUGGACAAAGCAAGACAAAGACGACGCCCUCCAAGUUGGUAGAACCCAGGAAUGACAAGGUGGGUGCUUCAUUGUUUGUUCCAUUUGUCACCAACUGCGAUUCACGCUCUUAUUCUUCUAAACAAAAAGUUCUAACAAGACAUGCUAGUAGAUUAAAUAUUAGAACAUAAAAUUAUUAAAAGUCAAUGUUAACAUUAACAAAAAUAGUAAUCUACAUAUCAUGCUGUGAUGCUGCCUGUACAAGAGUAACACACUUUUCAAGUUCCUCUUUAUGAUGGUGCUCUAGUAAGCCAUUAUUGGUAUGAUUGUUUUGGGAAGCUUUAUAUAUUUUUUUGAACGGUUGGUCUGUUAUUGGAUGAUCUAUCUGUAAUAUUGUAUUUAGUUAAAGGUGCAAUCUGCAAUACUUACUGUCAUUUUAAUGAAUGACGGCUUAAAGACUUCCUCUCUGCUCUCCCCAGACUUUACUGGACAUUUUCAGUGGGGUGAAGCUGGUCCUGCCAGACUCUGUGCCGGACCACACCAAGCUGCGGCGCUACUUUGUGGCCUACGACGGGGACCUAGUGCCGGAGUAUGAUGCCGCCUCGGCCACACACACCCUGACAGAGCCCGAGGAGGACAGCCACGCCCAGAGAGUCCCCCCCGGCUGGAUCUGGGAGUGUAUCCGCAAGAGACGGGUGGUGCCCCCCUGCUGAUGAACAUUAAUUACACGCCCC
Coregonus sp. 'balchen' is the source of this 19513-nucleotide messenger RNA. The record is from the annotation of a GenBank genome assembly. Lineage: Eukaryota; Metazoa; Chordata; Actinopteri; Salmoniformes; Salmonidae.